This is a messenger RNA of Amoebophrya sp. A120, 9529 nucleotides long. The record is from the annotation of a GenBank genome assembly. Lineage: Eukaryota; Dinophyceae; Syndiniales; Amoebophryaceae.
AGUAUUAGUUUGAAGUUCUAGAAGGUGAGUUCUCUUGCUGUUGUGGUACAACUACUGCUACAUACGUAGCGGCCCCCGUAGAAGUUGGAUACAAAUACAAGAAGUGGCAGUGUGUUUCUCUUUAGAUCUUGAUCAACAGCGGCAGUACAAUAAGCAAGGCGCGCGUCUUCAACAACUACACGAAAAAUCAUGCAAGAGCACGAAAUCGAUAUCGAACGACCGGUCGAGUCCAAGAAACCUUCUGGUGCAGAAGGAGCUCCUCCAGACAAAGAGCUACAUCUUAUCAAGUGCAAAUAUGUCUUUGAUCCUCGUUCUGUGAUGCUGAGUGAAGCUGAAUGGUCAUAACCUAGAACAGCCUUGUAGUUCCUAGUGCAGCUUGUUCAAGCAUGGCAAAUAUAGCGUCUCGGACUCGCUUUCUCAUGCAUAGCGGGCACUACAAACUGCGUUCUUUUGGCAUGACGCAAACAAAAAAGGUCGCGCUUUUAUUUUUCAUGAUCAUGCAAGAACGCAAGAAAAUUCAAAUUGACACGAAUGCAAGACCUUUGUGAAGAGCACUCAUUUGGUGGUUUUUCCUCGUCUUACAUCUGUUUUUUAGACGACAGUGAGGUUUAACUGAAGUGGGGCUCCUCGACAAGGGCAUGAUUUUGUGCUGUUGUUCCGCGCACUGGAUAGUUUAAACCUAAGAACUUGAGUGACUGCUCAAAAAUCAAAAUGCUUUUUCAAAAAUCGAAAUCAGAACAAAAAAGCGCAUGACAGAAAUGAAAAAAUUGGCGUCGUGUAUGAUCCAUUGAUUCUCAUCAGGUCUCGAGAAGCAUGUAUGUCAAGAUCUUGUAUUUUUAAAGUCACCAAAUAGAAAUUUCAACGAAGAGUCAAGAGGUUGUAGCUUCUUCAAUUACAACACGAAUGCAUAGCAGCACGACAAGCAUAGCACAAGUUUGACACAACUUUUCCAGAUCUAGUACUUCGCUUCGAAGACAUAUUUGCUCCUGUGGAUACAUCAGCUGAAGCAACAUGCCCCAAGUGAGGGUACCGAAAAUACAUGCAACAAGGCCGCAAAGGACGAACAGCAAGUAGAUCAACAACAUCUUCCAGAAGUUACAACAGCUUCAUCUUCUAAAGAUUCCUCUUCUGCGCAGGAAACAGUGCUAACGGAGGAACUAAACCUCAGUGCUAGCGUCGCUGCAAAGGAUAAGGAAACCGAAACAGAAGAAACAACUACUAAAAAUACAACUAGCGACACAAUCUUGUUGGGAACAGAUAAAAACAGCAACACGGUGGACAAUAAGACCUGCGAAACAUUAAAAAUGAGCAGUGAAGAGGCCAAGGAACAGGAGCCGGAGGUUGCCUCCACGACCGCUAAGCGCCCCAAGACCGAAGAUGAUUUUGGUGAAGAGAAACCGGUAGAAAUGCAGGGUGACGAAGCCAACGGCGAGGACGACAUCCCCGCCGCCAAGCGGCCCAAGACGACCGAUCUUGCUCAACCGAAAAGCAAGGCGGCAGCGCUAUGAACUGCGAAAGUAUCGUGCUCGUAUAAAUGCAUUACAAAUUUCCUCAGCAUGAGAGAUAAAAUCUGUAAUGCGAAUUUACCUUAAGAUAUAAGAUUUGUAAUGCAUGAUAGCGAGUACAACUUUUGCACAGGAUAAGCGCCACGAGUUUUCAACUUCUCGAUUAAAACCGAAGAUGGGGACGCGGUAGGACUUAUCAACAUGAAAGAUCCCCCCUAUCGCCCAUAUCAAAACGGAAAUUUGUGAUGCUGAUUUGUGGUUACAAAUCAUCUUUGUCUUGCAUAUAGGCUCAUAGGAGCCAUUUGACGCAUUCAUCCAGAGCAAGUCUGUCAUGCGCUUGCGACUUAUGCAAACCUGUUUGCCAUGCGCAAGUGCUAGCCUUCUGCAUAGUACCCAGACAGGCUCAGAAAAUGCCGCCAAGCACUUUCUGCAAGACAGAUCUGAUCUGUGUACGCAAAUCCAGCAUCAGAAACUUCGUUUCGAUAUGGGGCAGGGGGAUGUUUCCUCUCAAUAGGACUAGUAACAGAAGCCGCCGCUGAGGAUCCGAAUGAAGAGGAGAAUGGGUCCUCGUUGCUAGGUGGACCAAACAUCACGAAGGCGAAGUAUCAAAUGCAAAAAUGUCUGGGUCUGGGAGGAUGGAACUUGUCAUGCUGUCUUUGGAUUCGAAAAAAAAUUGCAUUGCGUAAGGAGCAAGAGGAGUCCAGUUUAUGCUACGCGGAGAGGGUAUUCGUAUUCCUCAUGCGGUAUAGGCAUCAGGAAGCCCUCGCAAAAUCUAAAUCUCUGAUGCUAGGUCAUGCACAUUUUGCAUGGACGGUCCAUGCAAAAUGUACAUGACAAGUGCUUCGUCGAUCGAUUGUGCCACUAGGGCCUAGGGCCUUGUGUUCUGGCUACUCCGGAUCGCAAUCGAUGGAGGGCGGGACCUGCACCGGCGACAGGCGCUAUCCAACCAACCAAGUGUUCCAAUCUUCCAGACCCAGACAUUUUUGCAUUUGAUACGAAGGACACUACUACCAGUUCCAUGGACCUGGAGGAGGAGCAAAAGGUAUGUGUUUUUAACGUGUAUAAUCGAAAUCGUACCAUUGUUAUUGUACUAAAACUGCGGAUCAUGGUGCGCAUGCGGUACAACUACUUCUUGUUGUUUUCGACCUCUAGGAUCGCGAACGAAUGCAGCUGCACGCGAGUGCUGGUAGUUUGAGUCGGUACUAGAUUAUAUGAAGAUCCACCGAGUUGUUGUACUAAAAGAAGCAGUAACAGUCUAGAUGAUAGUACAACAUGAUGCAAAAUGAAUAUCUAAAACUGAAUCUUCGAUCGUAGUUUCAACAUACUAGAAGUACAAAAACUCUCACAUAACAGUCCCAGAUGGAGCAAUUGAUUUUGCAGAACCAGCAACUCUAUCCUGUGCAAAAGUAUCGUACUAGUAUGAAUUGCAUAUACAAAAAAUUGACUUGGCAUUACAAAUCGACUUUGUCAUGCGGAUUUGCCUAUAACAAAAAGAUUUGUAAUGCAUAAAGGCAAUUAGUACGAGUGCGAUACUUUUGCACAGGAUAAACUCGCAAUGGCCAACAUGAACAUGCAGAUGAUGAUGAACAACAAUCCUAUGGGUAUGAUGAUGAACAGCGGGGGCAUGAACAUGGGUGGCAUGGUAUCCUGAGUAAAAACGUCCCCACCCCAUAUUCAAGUUGGUUAAUCUGCAACACAAAUCUCCAAGUUUUGAGAGUUAUGCAUGACAAGUAUCCAUCUGUUGUGUAACGCUGUUUAGCAAGGACAGCCGCAUCACAAAGACGCCUGCUCAUCCUGUUUACAGCACUACAAACCCCAGAACACGAGCGACUACAAAUUCCUCUCUUGCGGAUGUGCAUUGCAGAUUUUUCUGUAGAUGCCAAUCUGCAUAACAACUAUGGGGCGGGGACGUUUUUAAAUAGGAUAGAUGGGUGGCAUGAUGGGCGGCGGAGGCCAGGGGAAAGGAUAUGAGAGUGCUCAAUUUUUACUUCGUCCCCUCGCUCUCAUUUGUAGUUCUCAUGCAAAAUUUAUAUACCAACUACUCCACACUUUGUCAUGCAACAUCGGCAUUCUUGCCGACGCUUGCACUAUCGCUGUUUGUGCAAAAAUUGAAAUGAGGGGGAGCAGGCGGGGGAGUUGAAAAAGAUGUGCACUCUCAUAAGGUUAAGGGAGGUGGGUUUAAUAACAACAAGGGUAAAAACAAUUAUGGCGGUGGUUGGAACAACGGCAACGACUGGAAUAACAACAAUUGGGGGAACAACAAUUGGGGAAACAUAUGCUGUGCAAAAGUAUCGCACUCGUAGUAAUUGCUAUCGUGCAUGACAAAUAUCGCUUUUUUUGGAAAAAUAGCAUGACAAAUUGCAUUUUUCUCCUUGAAAAAAUUUGUGAUGCAAUUUAUACGAGUGCGAUGCUUUUGCAAUGCAUACAACAACAAUUGGGGCAACAAUAAUUGGGGAAACAACAACUUCAAAGGAGGCAAGGGAAAAGGUGGUCAAGACAUGUCAGACAACCCAGCAGUGUUGGAGUCCAUGAGUCACCCGAUCAACCAAAAUCCCCCAGCAAACCGGUCGAACGGCAUCGUCAAUAUGAAGUGUGCGAAAAGAUGGGGUAUAAAUGGACUAUACUGUUCUUGUUAUGCAAGACAAAUUUCCCGUACAUGUACAACAUGCAUCACAAAUUUCAUCAAUUUGGAGCGUAAAACCUGUCAUGCUAAACUAGUAUCGAAGCUAAGUUCUGUCAUGCAGAGACCGCAUCUGUACUUGUACGGGAAAUUUACUGUGGAUACUUGUAGACUUAGAUGUGAGUAGUUGUGUCUGUGUGAACAGAGUGAUGCUCAGUUUUAGUUGCGGUCGACACUGUGGCUGUUGUACAUCCAGCGGUGUUUGCUGAUUCUGAAAAUGACUUGCACAUCAAAAAUAAGAAAAACGAAAACCACCCAGAUGGAUUACAGAAUGAUGUAAAUAUACGAAUUUCUAAAUUUUCUACCCCUCCCACAGAGCGUCCGGAUUCCAAGCCGGAGAAUGUACUGCUAUAUGCAUUGCAAAAGUAUCGUACUCGUAUAAAUGCAUUACAAAUUUCCUCAGCAUGAAAAAUGAAAUUUGUAAUGCUGAUUUGCCUUGAGAGACAGAUUUGUAAUGCAUGACUGCAAGUACUACGAAUACGAUACUUUUGCACAGGAUAUGCUACCAAUGGAUGCGAAGAGCCGGUUCGAUGUGGCGAUGCAGGGAAACCCGAUAUGACUUGUAAAAAUGUCUGGGUCUGGAAGAAUGCGACUUGUCAUGCUGUUUUUGGACUCUAUAAAAAAUUGUAUUGCACGACCAGCAAGAGGGGUCCGGUUUGUCCUACACGGACAAAGCAUUUCUCAUGCGGAAGGUGCAUCAGUAAGCCCUUUAAGAGUCUAUGAUGCUUGGCCAUGCAUUACAGGCAUCCUGGAUCAUGAGAAAUCUGCAUGACAAAUCUUGCACUCUUCCAGACCCAGACAUUUUUGCAUUGGAUACCCGAACUUGGGGUCUUACUCGGUCAAGAUCGUGCCGAACAUUCGGCAUCCGGUAUCAUAUGUAAAAACGUCCCCAGCACGAGCUUAUAAAUCAAGUUGGGAACUUAGCAACACAAAUCCAGAAGUUUUGGGAUCCACGCAUGACAACUUGCAGUCCGUAGUGUAGUCGUGUUUGCUAGCAAGAACAACCGCAUCACAAAUCCAACCGCUCAUCCUGUUAGCAGCAUUACAAAUGCCACAAUACGAUUGGAAAUGCCUCCCUCGUUGGGGAAGAUGCGCAUUGCAAAUGUUCCUGUAAUCGCAAAUCUGCAUGACAACUCUGGGGUCGACGUGGGGACGUUUUUACACAGGAUAACCGACGAGACGACCGGAAAUCAUCUGCUUCUUCUGUCCCGUCUUCAAACAGCCGAAGGGCAUAUCAAAUGCAAAAAUGUCUGGGUCUGGAAGAUUCUAAGCUUGUGAUGCUGUCUCUGGAUUCUAAAAAAAUUUGUGUUGCAUGACCAGCGAGACCGAGAGGAAUCCCGUUUGCGCUACGUGGAGAGGGCCUUUCUCAUGCGGUAGAGGUAAUUAUAGCACAAAGCCCUUCAAAAAUCUGUGAUGCUAGGGCAUGCAUCACAGACAUCAUGCGCCAUUCAAAAUAUGCAUGACAAUCUUCCAGACCCAGACAUAUUUGCAUUUGACAGGGCAAGGGCAAGAACAAGUACGGAAAGGCUGCUCCGAUGGAGGGACAUCCGGAUUUCAAGUACAUUGGCGACAAUAUCGACUUAUCCUGUGCAAAAGUAUCGUACUCGUAGUAAUCGCAAUCAUGCAUUACAAAUCUAUAUCCCAAGGCAAAACAGCAUGACAAAUUCCAUUUGUCAUGCUGAGCUAAUUUGUGUUGCAAUGACUACUAGUACGAUACUUUUGCAGUUCAUACGACUCGGUACGUACAUAGUACGAAUUGCUAUCGACUACUUAUUUGAUCGCGUUGUAGAAGAUGAGGAGAUGUUUUUAUGAUACAUAAAGUGGUCGUGUGCUGAUCGAUGUUGAAUUAUCGUUCCUGAAUUGAAGUAUAAUAUGCAGAUCAACAGCACUUGACCAUUUCUUCAUCCCCACUGCUCUACUUCAAAACUCCUACUAGAACAUCAACCCAUCGUGAAAAUACAAUUUUAUCAGUUCACCGAAUCGCUGGACGAGUACAUGUACAACCCGUUGGGUGGCGGUGUGGCCAGUUCUUUUUCGAUAUCCUGAGGAAAAACGUCCCCAACCCAGAGUUGUCAUGCAGAAACGCAAUCACAGGAAAGCUUGUAAUCCGCAUCUCCAUAUUAAAAGGCAUUUUCGGUGAUGUUCUGGAAUUUGUGAUGCUGGAAACAGGAUACGAGGAUAGCUUUGUGAUGCGGCUGUCCACCUUGAGCUUGAUUGUAACCCCCAUUACAAUACGAAUACGGAAAAAUAUUAAAACUUGUCAUGCGUGACUCGGAAAAUCUCUGGGCUUGUGUUGCAGACGAGUUCCCAAGAACCUGACUAUGGGUAUUUCGGGACGUUUUCACUCAGGAUAUUCGAAGGACUUUAUCCAGACGGAAGAGCAGUACUCGGAGUGCCGCGGGCAGUAUCCAAGAAGAAAAAAAGAUUGUAGUUGUAACUUUUUUGGUCAGCCAGCAUUACAAAUCUGUCUGGCAGUGACAGCAAAGUAGUAAAGCUGUCAUGCGUGACAGCAUUACAAAUCUGUCUGGCAGAUAGCACGUGCUGUUGAAAAUGAAAACGUAUGCGCAUUUUUGACUCUACAAAGCAUUGACCCUACUUAGCAUGACAGACGCAACCAUCUUACAUGUCGCGCAUCACAAACUUCUUGCACCUACAAUUUUUUUUUUGUUGGAUAGGCAGCUGCACAUGCGGGAAACUUCGCUGAACGAUGAGUCUUUCGAGAAACUCAUUGACUUUUUCCUGCUGAAGAAGAUCGAGGUAUUUUUUUGACUAAUUUUUUUAAGCUUUUGAAGUCUCUUUCGAUUUACUUAUCGAUUUUUGAACAACAAACGGAAACGGGACACUUACCGAACUCCACGUUUAUCGUUGUUUAUCGUAGAGAACAAAAAAUUGGAGCGGCGGGGGGAGGUGUGCAACUUGUGCUUCUUCUGUGUCUCGAUGAUAAGAGAAGUUGACCCGCCUCGCGGCCGAUAAUCGACGCUGCCCUUUUGAAGUUGUGCACAACAAGUUGUUGGGCGGAAGAAUCAAUCAAUGAUAAGUAGCGCGAGAAAAGAAGGAAUAUUUUAAUCCCAGAUCUCCGUGUGGCGCAUCGACGGGAACUUGUUGACGACCCUGGAUCCGUUGAUUAAGUACAUCAAGCAGUGGAAGGUGAUGUUCCCCGAUCAAGAGAUGAAGUUUCACGAGGUCCACUGCCACGACAAUUACAUCACGAGGAAAGGAGUCAUCGACUUUAUCACGGUCCUGCUCGAAGAGUUCAAGGUAGCACUAUCAAAUGCAAAAAUGUCUGGGUCUGGAAACUUGUAAUGCUGUGUUGGAAAUAGUGAAUGCUCUGUAAUGCACAGCCAAGCAUCAGAAAUAUCUGCACUUCUUUGUGUUGCGUUUUUCGCAUGAGAAACUGAGUUUUUGCAUGACAGGCAACGCGGUUUCUUCUUGGACACGCAUCACAAGCUUUUUUGUCAUGCCAGACAAGCAUGACAAAUCUCGCAAUCUUCCAGACCCAGACACUUUUGCAUUUGAUAAGCACCGGCGCGGGACGACUGGCGCUACCAACACUGCAUGAAAUUCCGCCCCCUGUGGAUUGAUAUCCUUUGCAAAAGUAUCCUACUCGUAUUGCAGUCAUGCAUUACAAACCAUCUUCCUAAGGCAAAUCAACAUUACAGAUUUUAUUUCUCAUGCUGAGGAAAUUUGUAAUGCAUUUAUACGAGUGCGAUAGGAUACUUUUGCAAUGCAUAAUUGACACGGACCGGGUGCCCAUCUGGCUCCGCAUGGGAGACAACACUUGCAGCCGGAAUGAACCGGAGCAGACUGUGCUGGAAAUCGAUGCUCUGCACGAACAAUUUUCGGACCCGACUACGUCAGCAGAAGCCAUCUGCUACGGUAAGGAAAUCUAAUUUAAUGAGCUUUCUCCAUUGUCAGCACGACCGCGACAAGGUGUUCUUUUUGUCUGCGACAGCGUAUGAUCAUGAUCAGCAUAUCAUGGUUUCGUUCUGCACAACAUCCACACUCACUGAAAUUUUCCGAAAUGAGUUUGCGUAUAACAAAGAUUUUCACUUUCGAAACUUUCGAAAAACAAAAAUGAUCAUCUACUCAGUGGGCUGCGAGGAGUGUACCCACCUGUGCUGCCGGAAGUUUUCCGAAAACAUUUCGCCCAUCGUAUCGAAAGGAAAAAUCCCCCCUCCCCAUAUCGAAAACGAAAUUUGUGAUGCUGUAUUUGAGGUCACAAAUCGACUUGUCAUGCUAGAAGGCCAAGAGCCGCAGUCGUGGCCUCGUUUGCAGGCAAUUUGUCAUGCUGUUUCCCGCUCUCAGCUGCCUCCUAUCAUGCUGAAGAUGCAAGGCUUGACCACGGCACCCAGCACUACAGUCCGCAUCUUUUCCCGUGUAGCAUGACAAAGCUGAUUUGUGACAACAAAUCUGCGUCACAGAUUUCCGUUUUGAUAUGGGGAGGGGGGAUUUUUCCUUUUGAUACAUCGUGCACAUCAACGGAUUGACGACGCGUCCCCCGCCGAGCUGGCAGUAAAUCAUUCGAGGAAUGUUGCGGUGGCGAAAUAUUAAAGGGAAGGUCUUUCAUCUUCAUCUACGGUGGUCGCAAAAAUAAUGACUUGAGUAACCAAAUGUACGGACGACACGGAGGUAGAAGUUGCUAGUGGUGGUGGGCGGGGAAUAAAGCAGUUGUAGUAAAAGCAGUUCUAGUAGUUCGAGCGACCGCCUCUGCAGCCGCGGGUAUUUUUAAAAUCACGACGAAUUUUCUUAACAAAACAGCGUCAAGAAUAAACCGAAUUUCAUCUUCGUAAGGUGCACGUUUCUUGUUCGAGAAAGGAGAAAGACGUCAGGAGUCAGACAACUACCUCGAGAGGACAAGAAGAGGAGGCAGCGGAAGGAGUUUCUUGUCGAGGAGAAAGUUGGCGGACGACCAGCAGGAACAAUUAUAUCGGAGGUUCUGCCUAUGCUUGUGCAACAUUGGAAUAAAGUUAAAGCGGUCUUGUGCCUGCUUCGUGAAUUUUUUUCUGCGACAAUAUGAUAAACUCGAGGAUGAAGUAGAAGAUAUCGAUUACAGUGGCCAACUCAACAGCUGUUGUGAGUACCUGUACGGUGAUGCGGAUCAUGUACGCAUCUUCGAAAGACGUACUUCAAUCGCAGCGUCACCAGAAUGUAAGCUUCACUGGUCUACUACUUCUUCUAUUCUAUUUCCACGUCUUAAAGCAUGAACUUCAUGCCUGAGCACAACAGAGUGUAUUUUUUGUGUGUGCUUCACCUACAGCUGUCGGUGUUCAUGAUUUUUCUUGCUGAUGAAGACUGAAAAAACUGGCGCUGGAAACAAAGCUCCUCGUGCUUCGCAAUAACUGGA